This is a messenger RNA of Penicillium griseofulvum, 2208 nucleotides long. RefSeq lists its product as uncharacterized. The coding region runs from base 1 to 2208 and encodes 735 amino acids. The transcript is spliced from 3 exons. NCBI's taxonomy places the organism in Eukaryota, Fungi, Ascomycota, Eurotiomycetes, Eurotiales, Aspergillaceae. The record is from RefSeq and is a predicted model, not a curated record.
AUGCCGCGCUUCACUCAAGCUCAAGUGGAAGACGAUGAGAGCAAGUUAUUUGCCUAUCGUGAGGAACAUUUUAAGAUGGCCGCACGUGUUGAUAUAUCUCGCCUUGUGUUCGACAAAACCUUCAAACGGCAAAUGAGCAACCGCCAAAAUAUUGAUCGACUCGAGCGAAUUAUGAGCACUCAGGGGUGCCAUCGUCUCAUGGAUGAGUGCCAUGUUCCAGUGCUAGUUUCUGCAAGAGAUUGGGGAAGUCGCGUUAGACCACGGACGGUAGAUGGCCAGUUUCAACAACUGGACGUGGAUAUUGACUACGAGCUGCGAGGAUUGGACCACGAAAGUUUGAUUAUUGCUGCCCGGAAUAGGCUGCGCCCUACCAACCAAUGGUGGAUUGUGGAUGUAUACGUAACGGAGCCAAUGGCUAGUGAGCAGCCUUUGCAGAAGGAAUUUAUUCGCUCGCUCCAGGAGCGCUUUCCGAAUGAUCACAGACCUUCGGAUGGACUGAUAUAUCAACGGAUUCGAUAUUAUGAAGGAUAUCUUGAUGGCCCUAUAAACACCAAUGCAGCAAAUCAAUGGUGGGCUACCCUGGAAAGGGUUUCUGGAAGCAAGAAGAGCAAAUACCUGCGAGCAUUUCUCAAGCACCCAACCCUACCUCAGGCCUUUGAUGAGCUGCUUCCUAUCGCUGGUAUUUGGGAAGGCAUGAAGAUCGGGGUACUUCAUAAGCUGGUGGCAAUGCGGUGUGAUGAGCCAGUUCUAUGCUAUCUGGCCCAUAUCAAGAGAACAUUCACCAGUUUGGUGGGGCACCGGGAUGACCUUCUGGCACAAUUAGAUGGAGUGACCAUCCAAUUGUUAACGUCUCGUGUGCCCAAGAUCUCUGUCCGGGACUUGAAAUCCCUAGAAGUUAGCAUGUUAAAAGAAGAGCUAUUCCCUGAUAUUGAUAAUGCUCAGGACCGCGUUGAAAUUUGGGAACGGUUGAAGAACAUUGAUUACCCAAUUCCGACUUUGGAGACAUUCUUCCAAGACAGGCUCACCCUCGAGGUCGGUCGGAGUGUAUUACAACAGCUUUGUAUCCCCGAUCCUCAGCGAAGGCUCACACUUGACGAGGGACUCAGCGAGCAGUAUGACACUACCAUUCCUGAUCUGACUUCAGAUCGACAGCAUCGGAUUCGGAGGGAGCUUUUUGAGUUUUGGCGUUUCAGCUUUCAGUACGGAUUUGAUAUGACGAAUCAUCAGCGCCUAGUACCGCGAACAGAAUCUCGAACCCAACGCACAGCGGUACUGGGAUCGACAGAAAGUCAGAAUACGCCCGAUAGGUUGAACCUCUGGCAACAUCUAUUCUGGUUGGCCAGUGAAAGCCGAUUUCGCACUCCUUCUGUGGAUGGAACCAGUGGUCAUCUAGCUGAACUACCUCCCCUCAUACCAUGUGACUAUCCCGUAAGUGUUGAAGAAGAGCUACCGGUAGAGCGAAGGUGCGGGAAGCCAUAUGCGGAUUCGGUGGACGCAGACCGGUUUGCGCUCUCACGGGAGGCAUUGGAACGCCCUCCAGUCACUUCGGGAUUUGCUCAACGAUCGGUUUUUUUGGCCUUUUUCCGUUAUCUCAAAGAUGAUUCUGAAAGCCGUUCCUUUACAGGAGACUCUCCAGAAGUGAACAAUACUUCUGGGACUGAAUUUUUUACAGGAGUAAUCAAUCCGGACGAGAGGAUACCAAGUCCAGUUACUGCGCCGCAAGAGAACACCAUGCCUUCGCCUCCCAUCUUGGCUACCCCACAAUUUGACCCCAUAUUAGAGUCUCUAGCUCUUAACUUCCAGCCGACUUGCUUUACAAUGAUAUUUGUUCUCCCUGGCGAGCCCGAGAAGGCCGCAGAGCUACCAAACGAUCAGUCUACCCUGAAUACGUUCUUCGAGGAACUCAGAAAGCAGAAUUUCUACAUUUAUUCCCCCGAUAACCCCGCACGGGGUAUAAACGACAGGGAGUGCUAUUCAAUAUACUUCAAGAACCCGCUCUUGAAAUUGCAUGCCGAGUUUAUAGGGGAAGAAUCCUUUAUAACAAUGCUGUACCAGCCAGUGGAGGAAUCAGGAACAACAGGGCGCAAAAGACGACGUAGGGAUGACAUUUUUGGAAUUGGCGAAGUCAAAAGAUGGUUGGAUGAAAGACUCAACGGGCUUAUCUCAGUGAAUCAUGCGUCCCAGUUUGCGAUUCAGCUCCCCGAAUGA